UAAUGUUGAGAUUAGUGUCUUUCUAUAGAUUUACAAAUAUUUCAAUGGCAAAAGGAGCACUUUUAAAAACUGUUUCUAAAGAAUACAAAUACGAAUAUCAUCAAUAUGAGUAAGAACCUACUUUAAUGAAACAAAUCAAACAUUUAGGAUUUCAAUUGAUAGAUGAUCCAAAAACUAAUAAAGUCACACUUAAAAAAGAAUUCUCAUCUGCAAAGAUAUCUAUUGAAUUUAGAGGAACACCUCCUCCUGUAGAGGGUAAAAUGUAACAAUUUUGAAAAUCACUUAAAAUUAGAAAAAUUCCAAAAGAAGACCAAUCAAUUACAUAAAAUCCUAAAUAUUAAGACAAAAUACAAACAAAGAUUUAGGAGAGAAAGGAAGAGUUUGAUUUAGGAACAUUUUCUGUAGAUUAUACAGUUCUAAUUGAAACUGAAAAAGGAGAAGCUAUAGCAUUUGAAUGCAAUACAAGUAUUACUUGAAAGGAAUGAACUACAGGUAACCAGACUACUUUCAUAAAUUACGUACAACCAGUCUAUGAUAUCCAAGAGUACAAAACAAGAUCCAAAUAUCAUAAAUUCAUUACAGAUUAUUCAGGGCCAGAAAUUAAUAAAUUAGAUGAAGUUAAAAUAAUCAUUAAUUUUUUUAGUAAUUAAAGCAAUCUUUUUAUAAUUACUUGGAAAGCUUUGGUAUUAAUUAAUCAUUUAAUGCAUUAAUUGAGGCUUAUUCUCUAGACAAAGAGUAAAGAUCAUAUAUGGAAUUUUUAAAAACCAUGGAAAAGUUUUUAUCAAUUUGA
Paramecium sonneborni is the source of this 790-nucleotide messenger RNA. The record is from the annotation of a GenBank genome assembly. Lineage: Eukaryota; Ciliophora; Oligohymenophorea; Peniculida; Parameciidae.